Owenia fusiformis is the source of this 2749-nucleotide messenger RNA. The record is from the annotation of a GenBank genome assembly. Lineage: Eukaryota; Metazoa; Annelida; Polychaeta; Sabellida; Oweniidae.
AAAAUUGUUGAUAUAACGACCAAAUGCAUUCAGCCAAUCAGCGCCCACCAAUAACUAUCCGUUAGCCAAUCACAAAAUAGUUUAUCAAAUUCGAAUGACCAGAAAAGAUAGAGCACGAAGUAAACACACGCACACACGAAAACGAAUGAGAAAAAACUGCAGACUCUUAUAUACGAAUCCUUAAUUUACAAUGGCUGGAACAAGAAUAGGCACGAAUUACUUAGGAAGUCGUAUGAAUAGUGAAAAUGAUGGAAUCCUAGGGGCUAAAAAGAUGACAACCAGGGCCUCCCAAAGAGCUGCCCUUGCCAGCAUUGGCAACAAAGUCUCACUCGCACCUGCAGAGGGCAAAAAGGGAAUGAAGAAGGAAGUAGUGAAGCCAAAUAAAGUAUUGACCAAGAGUAAUGCCACCACAUCUCUUCAAACUGCACUUGUUCACAAGGAAAAAGUACAGGAGAAGGUCUAUAGUCCAAUGGAAGUUAGCAAGUCUAAUGCAUAUUCCAAAUGCCGUCUGAACUUUGAAGAUAUUGACAAAAAUGAUGGAGAUAACCCACAGUUGGUCAGUGAAUAUGUGAACGACAUCUACGGCUACAUGAGGCACCUUGAAGUAGAGUAUGCAGUAAAGCCAAGCUACCUAGAUGGCCAAGAGGUGAAUCCAAGGAUGAGAAGUAUUUUGGUUGACUGGCUGGUACAGGUCCAUCUUCGCUUCCACCUUUUACAAGAGACCCUCUAUCUCACAGUUGCCAUCAUUGACAGAUUUUUACAGGUUCAUGAAGUUUCAAGGAAUAAGUUGCAGUUAGUUGGAGUAACAUCCAUGCUGGUUGCAUCAAAAUAUGAGGAAAUGUACGCUCCAGAAAUUGCAGACUUCGUUUAUAUCACAGACAAUGCUUACUCAAAAUCGGACAUUCGCAAAAUGGAAAUAUUGAUCCUUAAAACUUUGGAGUUCAAUCUUGGCAAACCUUUACCACUACAUUUCCUCAGGAGAAACUCUAAAGCUGGACAGGUUGACCCGACCAAACAUACCCUGGCCAAGUACCUAAUGGAGCUAACAAUCACAGAUUACGAAAGUGUGCAAUAUACCCCAUCACAGAUAGCAGCUGGUGCUCUUUGUCUUUCCAUAAGAACACUGGAUGGAGAUGGUGACUGGUCUGACACUCUGCAUCACUACAGUAACUACUCUGAAGAGAAUCUGAUGCCAGUGAUGAGGAGGAUGGCCACACUUAUCAUGAAGUCAGAAAACAGCAAACUACAGGCUAUCAGAACUAAAUAUUCAACAUCAAAGUUCAACAAGAUUAGCUCCAUUCCACAGCUGAAGUCCUCUGUAAUUACUGAUCUUGUGAAGGAAUCUUAGUCUGCCUUGGUCACACCGCUGGAUAAUACACUUUAGUCAACUUUUGGACCUUGCACGAGGAACUUAUUAGAUUGAAUAUUUAUAAACUGACAUUCCGAGUGAAUAAUAGCAUUUGGUGGGGCCAUGUGUAUUAGACAGUGACUCUAUGAUUAAGUGUAUAGUGUCUUGAAUGAAUGUGAAAUGUGACAGACGCCAGAAAUCCUAGCUGACUGGCAUAUAUAAAUUGGAACAUUGAUAAUAUUGGUGUCUGAUGAUAUUAAAAGCGUUCAAAAAUAGUUUAUGAUUCUGGGAGUAUAUUUUGUUGAAUACGCAUUUUUGAUUUUUCCUAGCUUAAAUAAUGCAAUAGUUUUAGAGUGGCACCAUUUAUGCUCUCUAAAAGAAGACUGCAACACACACAUUUUCUAGUUUGAGCGCUUUUUACGUCUAUGUACGUUUGAAAUUUCAUACAUAUUUAUUUCCAUAUCUAUUACUUCAUUUCUAACAGUGGGUAGAGAGAGCACAUUCGUAUUAACUUAAUCAUGGCUUGUCAUAAUAAUAAUCAUCAAUCCAUAAAAUCUGGUGAUUUUCUCCGCAAGAUCACUGCUUGGAAAAAAGCGGUACAUCAUGAAAGUAGUUCAGUCACUUGCCUUGUAAUUAGCAAUGAUAUGUGUUGUGUUAUGAUGGACACAUGAUCCUAGAUCAAUUUGAAUAGGGAUCUGGUACAACCAGUGAUUUUAGUUCUCAUUGUAAGUUUUAUAUUUGAUUGCAGGAAUUGUGUAGUUUUGUCGAUUGUAAGAAUUUAAUGUAGAUUUUCGGCCAGAUAUUUUCAGAGAUCUAUCGGACCACAUCUGGCAAAAUGAAUAAUGUUAUUCUUCAAACAUCAGAAAUUUAGUACAAAAUAAGUUAUCAAAAUAUUCCGAAAUUUUACAAUUGACAAAAGUGCACAAUUUCAAUGACAUUUUUAGAAGCAUGAAUGAAUAUUUUAUGAAAUUCAGAUACUGUAAAGUUGUGUUUGACAUAUGUAAUAAAUUUUAUACAAUAUUACAUACUCAAUUCUGUUUUCAUAGAUUCAGUUCAUCUAACGUAGACAAUUUAGAUUUGUAGUGUGUUUUAGACUAGAAUUUAGAAAAUAUAUCUGCAUAUUUUAUGCCUGAACUUAGAUUAUAUUGAUCACUGUUUUAUUGUUGAAUAUUUAAAGAAUCUUAAUUUGAAAAGUUGUGAAGAAAUGCCAAAAUUAUUCUGUCCGCUCCAAAAAUGCGAGUAAGGGACUAUCCCAUAUUGGAAUUAAUAUUCAAAGAGUCCUCAACUUAAAAAAUAUAGAAAAUUGUAAUGUCUGAAAAAUCGAAUCUGUCCAGCAUAUUAUUAAACCUCGAUGUCUUGCCCUUUGGAGAGCCCAAAAAAGUAAUUUGUAUCCCGUUUAAU